AUGAGAACGAUCCCAGAUCACUGCUGCACGCUGCUGCCCUCGCCCGCAGCAAUGGCCGCCUUUCUGCUGCUUUCCACGUCUGCGACCAUGACAGCUGCGCAUGUGCUUCCCCGACCGACCGACCCUGUCGACGCCCUUUCGCCUGGCGUCUCCUCGUGGCCACCCGCGCCCACCGUUGCCUUCCAGUGGCCAAACGAGCUGGAGCUUCGGCGCCGACAAGCUGGCACGAUUUGUGGUUACAUAGGAGGUGAUCCCAAUCUUCCAGCUACAUGUUUGCCGGGCUCCCAUUGUGCCGUCGACAUCGAGCAUGGAGCUAUAGGCUGUUGUCCGGACGGUGGUUCCUGUAAGGAUGGAAUCUUCACAGGAUGCGUCGAUCGAAACAGCGGCCCACAGACCGUCGCCGACCCUUAUAUUUUUACUUGCCGCGGCGGCAACGUAUGCUACAAGAACGUCUUUGAAGGGGGUUAUUCUCAAUAUGGCUGUGGUUCUGCGUCCGACCUGGCCACCACAGUAGCAUUAUCCGCCUCCGGAAAACCCCCUUUGGCUUUGACACCCAUCUCCGUCGAUUUGACGGCAACACCAACUCCUCUGCCAAGACCAUCAUCGCUGGGUUUGGAAACAACCGCGACUUCUUCGGGUUCUGGUGCGCCCAGUAGUGAGGGCUCGGACUCGGAGACACCAGCAGCUUCUAGUCAAGGCCCGAAGCCGUCCUCGACUGGUAGUGGUGAUGCUGCUCCCAGCAGCGACGGAAGUAAAUCGAGGAAUUCCGGCGCAAUUGUAGGAGGCAUUGUUGGUGGGGUGGCCUUCCUUUUCGCACUUGCAGCUCUUUUCUUCGUUUUGCGGAAGCGAAAAUGGAGCAAUGACAGGCGUAGCUCCAAAGAUUCAGUAGAUCCCCACCAUCCACGCUUGCUAGUUCCGGGCAAUCCUCACUUCGAACCAUAUGCUUCCCGUCAGGAAGUUUCCGAGGCCGGCAUCAGACAUAGCAAUCAGUUAAAUGCCGAGCGUCGCAGCUCCGAUGAUGUCUGUGCUGAAUUCCGCCCAAUCGGUACAUCCUCCCCGCAUCCUCACCACCUAGACACCGAGGAGGAGGUACCGUCCAGAGACGGGCAUCAAAGCGGAGAAUCUGACCGCGUCCCGUUAACCAGAGGACUAGAUGAAUUUUCGCGCGGGUUGAACCCGGCACUGGAACCAAUAGACGAUGACCCAGAUGCGGAGAAUCACAGCCCGCAAGCAUACCCGGGACCUCGCAGAGGAGGGCAAGGAGGCGUACUGUGGCAUCAGAACCGAAGGAGAAGCCGCAACUUGGUGUAG
Messenger RNA from Ustilaginoidea virens, 1311 nucleotides. RefSeq lists its product as uncharacterized. Bases 1 to 1311 code for a protein of 436 amino acids. The record is from RefSeq and is a predicted model, not a curated record. The transcript has 2 exons. Lineage: Eukaryota; Fungi; Ascomycota; Sordariomycetes; Hypocreales; Clavicipitaceae.